Molecule: messenger RNA, 1176 nt
Organism: Syzygium oleosum
Lineage: Eukaryota; Viridiplantae; Streptophyta; Magnoliopsida; Myrtales; Myrtaceae
Product: polygalacturonase-like
Exons: 9
Coding region: 1-1176 (391 amino acids)
Biological process (GO): carbohydrate metabolic process
Molecular function (GO): polygalacturonase activity
Source: RefSeq, a predicted model, not a curated record
AUGGAUCACACUGGGCAGCUGCAUUCUCUUUCUCUUUCUAGUUUGAUUGGAUGGUUAUGCAGAAGUUUGAUUCCUUCCGCUCUGGGUUUCUCGAUUUCUGUAUGUUCCUGGGUCCUGGUUACUGCGCUACCGUUGACAUAUGAAAUCGAGGUCGGUGCUGCUGUCAAAAGGUUCAGCGUGUCCGACAACGGAGCAGUUGGCGAUGGAUAUCAGGGAAGAUCAUAUCACCAAAAGAUCCAAAUGCAUGGAAGCGGUACGAUCCAGCAAAGUGGGUUGACUUUUGAGAAAGUGAAUGGGCUCAACAUAAGUGGCCCGGGCUUGUUUGAUGGAUAUGGCGAUGGCUGGUGGAACAUAUCCUGCAAGUGGAACACCAAGCCUGGAUGCAAUAAGCUCGCCCCAACUACGCUCCGUAUCGAAAAGUGCAAUGGAGUGAGUUUGCAAAAUCUGCACUUCAAGAACAGUCCUCAGGUGCAUGUAACUGUUUAUGGAAGCAGCGACGUUCAUUUAAAGUUCUUGAACAUUUCCGCACCUGACGAGAGCCCCAACACCGACGGAAUCCACAUUCAUGCAUCUCAUGCUGUCUCUGUUCAAUCUUCAACCAUAGGCACCGGUAAUGCAUUGCUUUCCUCUGAGACUAUCUGCGAUGAUUGCACCUCGAUGGGCGAUCAUAUCUCGAAUAUCAGUAUCAAUGACAUAAAGUGCGGACCUGGUCAUGGCAUAAGCAUUGGAAGCUUGGGAAGGGGUGGAAAUGAAGUAAGUGUGAGCAACAUCAACGUGAAGAACGUUCACUUUCAUGGGACAACUAAUGGAGCUAGAAUUAAAACUUGGCAGGUGGGAAGAGGCCGAGUUAGCCAAGUUUUUUUCUCGAAUCUCAACUUCACCGCAGUGAAAAACCCCAUCAUCAUAGACCAGUUCUACUGCCAUACUCCAAGUGCUUGUCCCAAGACGGACACUGGAGUACAGAUAAGCGACAUGCAUUACCACAUGGCAUUUGGGACGUCCAGAACGAAAGUGGCCAUCAACCUAAAUUGCAGCGAAAACGUCCCAUGCACCAACAUCAACUUGGACACCAUCAAACUGGAAUCUGCGAGCGGAGGAGAGGAACCCAUUUCUAGCUGCAACAAUGCCUUUGGAACUGCAAAAGGAACCGUCGAACCCAAGUCCUGCCUUCAGUGA